Ambispora gerdemannii is the source of this 1086-nucleotide messenger RNA. The record is from the annotation of a GenBank genome assembly. Lineage: Eukaryota; Fungi; Glomeromycota; Glomeromycetes; Archaeosporales; Ambisporaceae.
AUGGAUCAAACGAAUUCCUCAAUCGGUUCCUCCUCUGAAUCGACAGAAAUCCGUAUAAAAACUGGUUUCUCAAUGUCAAUUCAGAGUGCAGGAGUCAAGAGACUAGAGAAAAGUAGCGCUUUUGUUUCUGAGAAAACAAAGAAACGCCGUGUAAACGUUGAUAACAGGGACGAAGAGUUUGACCACCAAGAACAAACAUCCAAACGACAUGUGUGUGUUGCAGCUGUGAAGUAUGCUCCUACCACUGCCCACGACAUUAUUAGCGUUCGUUCGCUAACCGGUACUAAAGAAGAUGAGGACGUGCGUGAUUUGGAAAAGAAAGAUAUUCAUGAUGAAAUCAAACCACCACAAGAUGAAGAUCAAAAGUUAAGACAGUUAGCAUUAAAUGAAUUGAUGAAGGCUUCAGAUCCUGAAGAUUUGACAGAAAACAGUCAGAAUCUUUUAGUAUUACCACAAAAGGAAAACAGCUAUACGCAAGAAACAAAAGUCAAAGCUGAUGAUGCUGAAUCAUUUCGACAAUUGAUUGAAAAUCAUCCUGAUGAAAAAAAGAUUGAUUAUGGACGAGUCCCCAUUCAGGAAUUUGGUGCUGCGUUACUGCGAGGCAUGGGUUGGAAACCAGGAAUGAGUAUAGGAAAAAAUCAGUCCAACAAGGCUGUAAAAUUAUACGAGCCACAGCAUCGACCUGCAUUAUUGGGUCUUGGCGCAUCAGUACUUCCUACAUCUAAAACUCAGGAACGAAGAUCAAAAUAUACAAAUGGCGAAAUGAAUCAAAAACUAGAAGUUGAACAAACAAACACACGAAGCUCCAGUGAUCCCGACCAAAAAUCUAAAAGUUCAACAGGCGAAAAAUCAAAUCGAUCUAGGCGACGUAGAAGUAGCAGUCGUGAUCGAACAAGUUCUGGCAGUCACCGCAGUAUUAGUACCAAAAGUUAUUCUGAUUAUCGGGGUAAAAAAUCGUCGUCGAAAAGUGCAUCAAAAAUCGACAAAUCAGAAUCAUCAAGUCGAUCGAGAAGGCACCAGAGUGACAGUCAUGAUCGAAGUUCCAGUAGUCGUAGUGCUAAAUAUUAUUCUGACUAUAAUCGUUAA